Molecule: messenger RNA, 2229 nt
Organism: Ipomoea nil (Japanese morning glory)
Lineage: Eukaryota; Viridiplantae; Streptophyta; Magnoliopsida; Solanales; Convolvulaceae
Exons: 3
Coding region: 1-2229 (742 amino acids)
Source: RefSeq, a predicted model, not a curated record
AUGGAGGCAAGACUGAAAAAACUAGAGAUAGUUGUAGCUGAUUUGAGCGAGCAAAUGGACACACACAAACAGACUAUGACCGAGCUAGUAGAGCGGCUGGUAGCUCAAAUGGAAGGAAAGAUGAAUGAAUGGAAGGACGAGAUCGCAGAGACAAUUCGGCUCAAUCGACCUCCGCCACCACUGAUGUCCACUAUCCCAGGUGGAUCAUCUGUAAAUGGAGUCAGGAAUGAACUUCCAGCGUUGUCUCACCAAGGACAGCAUCCAUCAGUACAAAGGCCAGGAAAGAUUGAAGUCAUGCAUGUGUUAUAUGUGAACUUAACUGGAAGAAUAGGCCUGUGGUAUGAAGGUUACCUCACUGGUUUGGAUGAACCAUUCCAAUGGUCGCAUUUUGCUGAGGCAGUUUGUAGACGAUUUGGUGAUGACAGUGGAGUAGUGAUGGAGGAGUUCACCAAUUUCAGACAGAAUGGAGGGGUUAUGGAGUUCAAUGAUAGGUUUGAGGAAUUUAAGAGCCUUCUGAUUCAAAACCACCCCACCCUCAAUGAUCUCUAUUUCCUAGAAGCAUACAUAGCCAGACUUAAACCAAAUCUGAGGGGCUUUGUGAGAACUACUCAGCCUAAGACACUAGCAGAUGCAAUGUGGAAUGCUAGACAGUUGGAAAUGGGGCACAAGUGCAAGGGAAACACCUUCCAUGUUGUUGAGGAAGGGGAAUUUCAGGAUGCUUCUGAUGGAAUCAGUACUGAGGAACUGGAAGGAAUUGAGACUAAGGAACAAGUUGAGAUCUCCCUAUGUGCUGUGUUGGGUGGGGAGGGAUUGAAUACCAUCAAGUUGAUGGGAGUAGUGCAGAGGCAACCAAUGGUGAUACUAGUGGAUAGUGGAAGCACUCAUAGCUUCUUAGAUCCAAAAAUUCUCACACAACUAAGAAGAGAGCCAGAGAAAGCCCAAAUACUGAGAGUAACUGUUGCUAAUGGAGAACAGAUCAGUUGUGAUGCCAUUUGUAGAAGACUGAGGUGGCAAAUCCAAGGAGAAACCUUUGAAAAGGACUUCAGGUUGCUAAGGUUAGGAGGAUGUGACAUGGUCCUUGGCAUGGAUUGGAUAGACCGGUAUGCCCCUAUCCAACUCCAUACAAGGCCACCUGGUAUUUCAUUCAUUAAAGAAGGACAGCAAGUAACAUUAAGGGGGUUGACCAAGAAGGCUGGUAGAUUGCAGGAGGUGUCCAAGAAGGAGUUGAAGAAGUGGCAGCAGUAUGGGAUCCAAGGGUUCCUGGUGCAAUGUGAAGGAGUAAGGCAGGAAAGAGGAAAUAAUGAAUGCAGUGUAUACUGCAAGGUGGUGGUGCAGACUGAAUACAAGGAACUAACUGAAUUACUACAGCAGUUCCAGGAUUUAUUUGAAGAGCCAAAGGACCUGCCUCCCAGGAGGUUGUAUGACCACUCCAUUCCUUUAUUGCCAGGGGCACAACCUGUAAACAUCAAACCAUACAGGUAUUCCUUUGACCAAAAAAAUGUUAUAGAAGAGAUGGUUGAAGAAAUGUUAAAGAGUGGGGUCAUUGCUGAGAGUGUAUCCCCUUUUGCCUCACAUGUAUUGCUAGUGCCUAAAAAAGACAACACCUGGAGGUUUUGCAUUGAUUAUAGGGCUUUGAAUAACAUCACUGUUAAAAACAAGUUUCCAAUCCCAGUAGUGGAGGACCUUUUUUCUGAGCUUGCUGGAUCAAGGUAUUUCACCAAGUUGGAUCUAAGGGCAGGAUACCAUCAAGUAAGGAUGAGGGAAGGGGAAGAAUAUAAGACUGCAUUCAAAACACAUCAAGGCCUAUAUGAAUUCAGAGUUAUGCCAUUUGGCCUAACUAAUGCUCCUGCCACUUUCCAAGCACUGAUGAACUAUGUGUUCAAGCCAUUGCUGAGAAGGUUUGUUUUGGUAUUUUUUGAUGAUAUAUUGAUCUACAGCCAUGAACUGAGUAUGCAUUGGGAACACCUCAAGGCAGUCCUAGAAUUGAUGAAGGAACACAAGCUGUUGGCUAAGCUUAGUAAGUGUGCUUUUGCAAUGAGAGAAGUUGAGUACUUAGGCCAUAUAAUAUCUGAGCUUGGGUUGCAUACUGAUCCCUCAAAGUUGCAAGCAGUAGCAGAAUGGCCUAAACCUACAACUAUCAAGAGUUUGAGGGGCUUCCUAGGCUUGACUGGAUACUAUAGGAGAUUUAUCAAGAGCUAUGGAAUGAUUAGCAUGCCAAUGUGCCAUUGA